CGUAGUACGAUUUUGCACUUUAACAAGAACAGUUCAAAAAGUUCAACUGCGACUUUAAAUAAAGUUAUUGAGAAAAGUUUUUCAAAUUUCAUUGUGUUUUCAUUCUGUGUUUUUUAAUAAUUGUUUUGGAAACAUGUACAAUAAUGGUUAUACUACUCUAUCUGGGCCCUUUGUUAAGGGUGACAUACGCGAACAUAAAAUACAAAUGGCCGAAAAACAAACGCAAUUUUCUUUGGUACCAAAAAUAGUAAACGGUGGAAUAGCGGGGAUUAUAGGGGUAACAUGCGUUUUUCCGUUGGAUUUGGUGAAAACGCGGCUACAAAACCAACAAAUCGGACCAAAUGGCGAGAAAAUGUACAAAAGUUUAGCUGACGCAUUUAGAAAAACCUACACUGCCGAGGGAUUUUUCGGAAUGUACCGAGGUUCCGCGGUCAAUAUUUUACUUAUCACCCCUGAAAAGGCUAUCAAAUUGGCUGCCAAUGAUUUUUUUAGAUAUAAUUUGCAAACCAAAGAAAAAACCCUUCCAAUGUUCAGGCAAAUGCUUGCCGGUGGUUUGGCCGGCUUAUGUCAAAUAGUCAUAACUACGCCAAUGGAGCUACUAAAAAUCCAGAUGCAAGACGCUGGGCGUGUUGCAGCCCAGGCUAAAUUAGUGGGAAAAACCGUCCCAAAAGUAUCAGCCACAGAACUCACACUAGGCCUAAUUAAAAAACACGGUAUUACUGGUCUGUACAAAGGUACAGGGGCAACAAUGAUGCGCGAUGUCUCAUUUUCUGUGAUAUACUUUCCAUUGUUUGCGACGUUGAACGAUCUGGGGCCUAGAAAACACGACGGGUCAGGUGAGGCAGUGUUUUGGUGUUCCUUCCUCUCAGGCUGCGUUGCCGGUUCUUUCGCAGCCCUUUCAGUAAAUCCAGUGGAUGUCAUCAAAACUCGCCUUCAGGCUAUAAGUAAGGCAGAAGGGGAGAGGAGUUACACCGGUGUUGGAAAUGCAUUUGUCAAUAUUCUAAAAUACGAGGGCCCCACAGCUUUCUUCAAAGGUGGCCUAUGCAGAAUGAUGGUUAUAGCCCCGCUUUUCGGCAUAGCACAAACUGUAUAUUACCUAGGUGUAGCGGAAAAUUUGCUGGGAGUAAAUAAAAAUUAA
This is a messenger RNA of Brassicogethes aeneus, 1138 nucleotides long. Lineage: Eukaryota; Metazoa; Arthropoda; Insecta; Coleoptera; Nitidulidae. The record is from the annotation of a GenBank genome assembly.